This is a messenger RNA of Paraphaeosphaeria sporulosa, 1177 nucleotides long. Its product is annotated as amidohydrolase 2. Gene Ontology annotation, biological process: secondary metabolic process. NCBI's taxonomy places the organism in Eukaryota, Fungi, Ascomycota, Dothideomycetes, Pleosporales, Didymosphaeriaceae. The transcript has 2 exons. Gene Ontology annotation, molecular function: hydrolase activity; carboxy-lyase activity. Gene Ontology annotation, cellular component: cytoplasm; cytosol. The annotation marks the transcript as partial. The record is from RefSeq and is a predicted model, not a curated record.
GAUUCGAUAGAUCUGCAAGCUAUCCCAGGUAUAAAUCUGGAUGAGAUUUUGGAUAGCAUCAGUCAAGCGUACAUUGAUGCCGAGUGUAAUGAUUUCGCUACACGCAGAGUGACCAAUGUCACCGAUAUUGUUGAUGUCCACGCGCACUGCGUCCCAGACUGGUACCGUACAAUCGUACCAACAACCGGUGGCAAUCCUACACCGUCAUGGAACCUCACCGGACAUCUUGAUUUCAUGGCCAGCGAAGGCAUAUCUCGGGCAAUCCUCGCCGUUUCAUCACCAGGCGCAAAUGUGUAUCCCGGAGAUCAAGCCGCCACGAUCGCGCUCGCUCGCUUGAUCAACGAGCAAUCCGCUGCAUAUGCCAGAGCCCAUCCGCACCAGUUCAAUUUCUACGCCGUCGUCCCGCUUCCCUACACGCAAGCCGCGAUUUCCGAGGCUCAUUAUGCGCUCGACUCGCUUGGCGCCGCAGGCAUCGCUCUCUAUUCCAACUUUGAAGGAUACUACCUGGGCGACUCGACUUUCACGCCGUUUUUCGCUGCUAUGAAUGCACGUGGCUCAAGACAGAUCGUCUACGUGCACCCCACAACACCAUACCUCCGGAUCAAUGGCUCGCUUAUUGAAGCAAAUUCAACUGUAUAUCCAAGCGGCAAUAUUGAAUUCUUUUUCGAAACGGCGCGCAUGCUCGAAGACUUGGCUGUCACGCAAACGAUCUUGAACUUCACUAACAUCAACUACGUCAUCCCGCAUGUUGGCGGCGCAUGGCCCUCGGUCGCAGAUCGGCUCUUGAGGUCGUUUCCCGCUAUCUACGAUCGUACGUUGCAGGCGCUACGGACGCGAUUUUACUGGGAUUCGGCGGGGCCAACAUAUUUCCACCAGGUUGCGGGACUGCUUGCGUAUGGGGUACCGGCGGGCCAGUUGCUGUUUGGGACUGACUAUCCUUAUGCGCCGCCUUUUUCGUAUGCGGUGUCGCUGGCUGGAGUGGAGAGCUCGCAGUGGAUUACAGAUGCUGAGAAACUGGAUGUUUUCAAGACCAAUGCAGAGAGCCUAUUCGGAAACAACCUUCCUGGAUAGCAGUAUUUCAUACUUUAUUUCCAAACGGAAUACACGCAUAACGCUUGAGUUAAUGCAUUUAAUCCUUUAGAUUUACCAAGCAAAUGAUUAGUUGAUCACCUGGGGU